AUGGGACGAAAGAAGGGGUCUAAGCAAGAUCACUUUAGGGAUUCCAGCGUGAAACCUUCUUCGCAGGAAGCAUUAAGAGACAAAAAUACACCUGAAACUUCAUUUGAUGCCACUAAAACUGAAGCAUGUAAUUCUGACGAUGUCACAAGCUGUCUAGAUACAAUUGAUGUGCUUGGGAAUGGUCUUAUUAUUAAAAAGACUUUGCAAAAGGGCCUAGGUAGGGAGACACGUCCCAGUCAUGGUGAUUCAGUCGUGGUGAAUUACAGUUGCUGCCUUGAAGAUGGAACACUUGUAGACGAGGUAGAAAAUGCGUACUUAGUAUUGGGAGAUGGUGAUGUCAUACAUGCAUUUGAUCUUUCAAUCCCGCUUGCUGAACACAAAGAAAUAUUUGAGCUGACUACGGAUGCCCGGUUUGCAUAUGGAUCUCGUGGACGAGAUCCAGAUAUUCCACCAGAAGCCAAAUUAACUUAUCGCAUUGAGGUUUUGAAAGUAGAUGAUCCGCCUUGUUACUCCAGUAUGUCAAGUUCGGAAAGACUCGUCGUUGCUAAUCGAAAAAAAGACAGGGGCAAUUAUUAUUACAAGAGAGACGAGUUCGCUUUCGCUAUUGAUAGUUACAACAAAGCGUUAAAAAUUCUAACCUUACCUCCCCCACCUCCGACACAAUCCUCUGGUGAUAAACCUGCAGAGAGUGAAUGUUCAAUGGAGCUUAUUAAUGAUGCGAAAAUCAAGUUGGAAAAUAACCUUGCGGCUGCUCAGUUGAAGGUCCAGGCGUAUGAUGCAGCCGUAAUGUCAUGUGAUGCUGUUUUACAAAGUGAUCCAGAAAAUAUCAAAGCUCUGUUUAGGAAAGGAAAGGCUCUUCUGGAGAUGAACGAAGUAGACGAUGCGAUUCCUAUUCUUCAGAAAGUGCUAACUCUUGCUCCAGGUUCGCAGAUGGCUAGUAUAGAGUUAACACGUGCUCGAGCUAUACGUCAGAAAGAACGUGAACGCCUUUCACGAUCUGUUAGUCGCAGAUUUCCAAGAAUUAAACAAACUAGUAAUACGAAAUUGUCUACUAUAUCCAAAGUAAAACAACUGGUGAGUUCUCGUUCUGUGAUUGUAACAAGUAUUGUGGCAGUUUUCUCUGUUCUCGUUGGUCUAAUUGUAUACGUAUAUCAACCUGUCAUUAUGGGAUUGAGUGGAUGA
This is a messenger RNA of Heterobilharzia americana, 1182 nucleotides long. The record is from the annotation of a GenBank genome assembly. NCBI's taxonomy places the organism in Eukaryota, Metazoa, Platyhelminthes, Trematoda, Strigeidida, Schistosomatidae.